AUGCUGCCGGUGGCCGCUCGCCCCCUGCGGGGGCUGUGUCUCGGGCUGUGUGGCGCCGCGCUCUGCCUCACCAGGCAACAGGUGCCUGCCAUCUGUGCUGCCCGGCACAUGAGGAGCAGUCCCAGGAGGGCCGAGGCGCUCGCCAGCGCGCCGCUGGAUAACGCGCCCAAGGAGUACCCCCCCAAGAUCCAGCAGCUGGUGCGGGACAUCGCCAGCCUCACGCUCCUGGAGAUCUGCGAGCUCAACGAGCUGCUGAAGAAAACACUGAAGAUCCAAGACGUCGGACUGAUGCCAGCAGGUGUGAUGCCAGGGGCUACCCCUGCCGCCACCGCCCCCGAGGCCGAAGAGGAAGAGGUCCCCAGGCAGAAGGAGCAGACCCACUUCACCGUCCGUCUGACAGAGGCGAAGCCAGUGGACAAGGUGAAGCUCAUUAAGGAGAUCAAGAACUACGUCCAGGGCAUCAACCUGGUGCAGGCCAAGAAGCUGGUGGAGUCCUUGCCCCAGGAGAUCAGAGCCAACGUCGCCAAAGCGGAGGCUGAGAAGAUCAAGGUGGCCCUAGAAGCGGUGGGCGGCACCGUGGUGCUGGAGUAG
Orycteropus afer afer is the source of this 591-nucleotide messenger RNA. NCBI's taxonomy places the organism in Eukaryota, Metazoa, Chordata, Mammalia, Tubulidentata, Orycteropodidae. The record is from RefSeq and is a predicted model, not a curated record.